Messenger RNA from Strongyloides ratti, 2064 nucleotides. Its product is annotated as Potassium channel subfamily K member 18. Bases 1 to 2064 code for a protein of 687 amino acids. NCBI's taxonomy places the organism in Eukaryota, Metazoa, Nematoda, Chromadorea, Rhabditida, Strongyloididae. Gene Ontology annotation, molecular function: potassium ion leak channel activity; protein binding. The transcript has 4 exons. Gene Ontology annotation, biological process: potassium ion transmembrane transport; stabilization of membrane potential. The record is from RefSeq and is a predicted model, not a curated record. Gene Ontology annotation, cellular component: membrane.
AUGAUUUUAGAAAUGUCGCUUCAUAUCUUACAUUCCUUCCCUCAACAACUGUUAUAUAUUACUGGUAAGUUUGUUCUUUAUCAUAUUAAUACUUUUAUUUCUUUAAUUUUCAAAUAUAUAAAUGAAAAACUUUUUAAUUUAAAAUAUCGUGGAUGGAAACAAUUUUUCAGAAUUAUGGUUUUAAAACGAUUUUUAUCACCUCAUUUAGUUUUAAUACUAGCGUGUGCCUUAUAUAUGAUUUUUGGAGCAUUUAUAUUUCAAUUUUGUGAAGGACCUCAUUUUGAUAGUCAAAAAGAGAAUAAUUUAGCAUUAAUAGGAAAAUUAGAAGAUGAUUAUAUAAAUAAAUUAUCAGAAAAUAUCGAUGAUCAUAUCAAUGCUACAAAAUACUUUCAAAAAAAAUUUAUUUUAUUAGAAGAAUCAAAUAUAAUUAAUAAAAUUGUUGUUGAUAAUAUUGUAAAAAAUAAUAAAUAUCAAUUUGAUCAACUUGUUGAUGCGAUUUUUUCAGCUUAUCGUACAUCAAGACAUGGUUUUGAUGAAGAUUCUCCAACAUGGGAUUUUAAAAAUUCAUUAUUUUUUACAGCAACAAUGUUAACAUCUAUUGGAUAUGGAUUUGUAGCACCAAGUACAUUUAUGGGAAGAUUAUUUGUAGUUAUUUAUUGUUUAAUUGGUAUUCCCUUAACACUAGUUACAGUAGCAAAUGUUGCUAAAUUUAUAUCAGAAACAAUAUUUGUAUGUCAUUAUGAAUUAUGGAAAAUGUGGAUGAGAUUCAAAAAUAGAAAUAAAGAAAGAGGUGGUGAAGAUGAGAUAAAAGAAUUAUUUGGUGAAUCAGAAGAUGAACAAGAAAUAUUAGAUCGAGUUAGAUUAAUACGUUUUCCACCAAUUGUUGUUUUUAUGUUUGUCUUUAUAUAUGGUUUAUUUGGCGCAUAUAUUGUAAAAAUUAAUGAAGCAUCAUGGACAUAUUCAGAAUCAUUAUAUUUUACUUUUAUUAGUAUAAUGACAGUUGGUUUUGGUGAUUAUCGUCCAAAACGUGAGAAUUUAUACAUUGUAUUAAUUAUAGUUAUGGGUGGUAUUAUGUUAACAACAAUGUGUAUGGAUGUUGUUGGAAGAAUGUAUCUUAAAGAAAUUCAUUACAUAGGAAGGAAACUUCAAACAAAUAAUCCAUUUUAUUUGAUACGUGAAGCAAAAGCUAGACGAAGGAGAGCCGCAAUGGCAAGUUUAUUAGCUCAAUUAGCACGUGGUAUGAUAUUUGCACAUAGAGAUUAUUCUGAAUUAUCAAGAAAAAAAUCUAAAAAAAAGGUACAAAAGAAACGUCCUUCACAUGUAUUACCAGAUGGUAAAUUUAUGUUUGCAAGACAACCACCAGAUUCACCAAGAGAAUGUCAAGUUAUAAGUACAUCAGCAUACAGUGUGCGAUUAGCGUGGGCACCAGCUUUUUCGGCAGAUGAAAAGGUACAUUAUAAUGUUAGAUACAGAUUAAAAUAUUCCCGACAAAAAGAAGAAUCAAAAGUAAGAGAAUUAAAAGGAAUUGAAGGUAAUAGCGCUGAAAUAAUGAGUAUAGAAUCCUGUUCUUUGUAUGAAUUUAGAAUAACUGCUGUUUCAAGAUAUGGGGAAAGUAAACCAGUUUAUUUGGUACAAUAUACAGAACCACAACUAUCACCACAACAUAUAUUAGCAACAAAAAUUGCACCAAAUUCUGUUGAAUUAACAUGGGAACCACCAUAUAAAAAAUCAAAUAAUGUUAAACAUUAUAUGGUAUAUUGGACAGAUAAUCCAUCAGCAAGACUUUCUGAUUGGCAAAAAGUUGAAGUACAUGGUAGAAAAGUUGUUUUUCCUGAAUUAAAAUAUGAUUGGUUUUAUAUGUUUUGUGCUAAUGCUUGUUUUAAAGAUGGUCAACGUUCUCCACUUUCAAGAUCAUUAUUUAUAAAAACAGAUAAACUUGAAUUUCAUAAUUAUUGUGUUGGUCAUUCGCAAACUAUUGAUAUUAUGGAAGCAUUAUCAAAAAUUGAAGACGUCAAUGAAAAUACGCCUUUAUUAAAACGUGAUUAUGCAUCUUUUGUAGUGUAA